AUGCACGGAAAUGGUGGUGGCCUUAAGGAGUGGACGCGGGCCAUGGAGCAUCUCGUGGCCUUCUACACAUGGGGGUAUAUCCCCAGCUUUGGUGUUUUCCAAGCCUAUUACCAGUCGGCUCUCGGAGUUUCCCCGUCCGCCAUCUUCUGGGUAGAGUCCGUGCAAGUGCUUUUUUUUUGA
Molecule: messenger RNA, 180 nt
Organism: Penicillium manginii
Lineage: Eukaryota; Fungi; Ascomycota; Eurotiomycetes; Eurotiales; Aspergillaceae
Product: Major facilitator superfamily domain general substrate transporter
Exons: 2
Coding region: 1-180 (59 amino acids)
Source: RefSeq, a predicted model, not a curated record